Molecule: messenger RNA, 2480 nt
Organism: Psammomys obesus (fat sand rat)
Lineage: Eukaryota; Metazoa; Chordata; Mammalia; Rodentia; Muridae
Gene: Mks1
Product: MKS transition zone complex subunit 1
Exons: 18
Coding region: 20-1705 (561 amino acids)
Biological process (GO): cilium assembly
Cellular component (GO): MKS complex
Source: RefSeq, a predicted model, not a curated record
GCGGCGCGAAGCAGCUGUCAUGGCGGAAGCGGUCUGGAGCACUGACACGGGCGAGGCUGUGUAUCGCUCCCGGGACCCCGUGCGCAACCUGCGCCUCCGAGUUCAUCUGCAAAGAAUCACAUCAAGCAACUUCCUUCAUUACCAGCCUGCUGCCCAGAUGGGAAAGGACCUCAUAGACUUGGCCACUUUUAGGCCUCCUCAAACGGCUAGUGGGCACCGCCCUGAUGAAGAAGAGGAGGAAGAGGUCGUGAUUGGGUGGCAGGAGAAGCUCUUUAGCCAGUUUGAAGUUGACCUGUACCAGAACGAAUCCGCGUGUCAGAGUCCAUUGGACCAUCAGUACCGCCAAGAGGUCCUGAAGCUGGAGAAUUCCGGCGGCAGGAAAAACCGGCGAAUCUUCACCUACACCGACUCAGACAGAUACACCGACUUGGAAGAGUACUGUCAGAAAAUAACUACUGCAGCCAGCGAGGUGCCAUCAUUUUUGGUUGAGCGGAUGGCCAAUGUCAGGCGGCGCCGCCAGGACAGACGAGGGAUGGAGGGCAGCAAACUCAGGUCUCGUAUCAUCACGUGGGAGCCCUCAGAAGACUUCAUCAGGAACAGCCACGCUAUUAACACUCCUCUUCAGACAAUGUACAUCAUGGCAGACCUGGGACCCUAUGGGAAGCUCGGCUACAAGACAUAUGAGCAUGUCCUCUGCGUUCUGAAGGUGGACAGCAAUGGCGCGAUCACCGUAAAGCCUGACUUCACUGGCCUCAAAGGGCCCUACAGAAUCGAGACCGAGGGAGAGAAGCAGGAACACACUUCUGCUUGGAAAUACACAAUUGACAACGUGUCCUCCCUUGCACAACCGGAGGAGGAAGAGCGGGAACAGCGCGUGUUCAAGGAUCUUUAUGGCCGCCACAAGGAGUACCUCAGCAGCCUCGUGGGCACAGACUUUGAGAUGACCGACCCAGGCGUCCUCCGGCUCUUUGUAAAUGGAGAGGUAGUUUCAGCUCAAGGCUUCGAGUACGACAACCUCUACAUCCACUUCUUUGUGGAGCUGCCACCGACUAACUGGUCAAGCCCGUCAUUCCUGCAACUCUCAGGAGUAACCCAGACCUGUGCCACCAAAUCCCUGGGAAUGGACAAGGUGGCCUAUUUCUCCUAUCCGUUCACAUUCGAAGCCUUCUUUCUCCAUGAGGAUGAAUCGGCCGACGCCCUCCCAGAGUGGCCCGUGCUCUACUGUAAGGUCCUCUCACUGGACUUCUGGCAGAGGUAUCGUGUGGAAGGCUACGGGGCUGUGGUGCUGCCUGCCACCCCAGGAUCACACACUCUGACCAUCUCCACGUGGAGGCCCAUGGAGCUGGGCCUUGUGGCAGAACUAAGGAGGUUCUUCAUUGGUGGUUCCCUGGAGCUGGAGGACUCCUCCUACGUGAGGAUACCAGGAACCUUCAAGGGGGAGCGCCUGAGCCGCUUUGGCUUCCACACUGAGACCACAGGCACAGUCACCUUCCGCUUCCACUGCCUCCAGCAGUCCAGGGCGUUCAUGGAGUCAAGCUCCCUCCGGAAGCAGAUGCGGAGUGUGCUGGACCACCUGGAAGGGUUCAGCCAGCAGAGUUCCACGCACAGUGUGCUAGAGGCCUUCCGUCGAGCCCGGCGCCGCAUGCAGGAGGCCCGGGAGAGCCUCCCCCAGGACCUUGUGAGCCCCUCAGGAACGCUGGCCUAGCCCUCUGCAUCCCUGGCCUGUGAGGCAAGAGGACAAGGUGAAAGAUGCCUGCACCCAGCGCUCUCUCGCCUCGCCUUGCUUAUUAGAGACCACAUUGGUCUACCAAACUGGACCGUCUAGAAAUUUCCAGCUGGCUCCUCUGCGAAGCCUUCGGCAGGACCGUCUUUCUUCCAUGUGGAAGGAAAGCCAGAGGCUCUGAGACCCCGUGUGACCCCCUCUUCAUGUUUUGGCUAUCAAACAUGGGCAUCAUAACAAGGCUCUGUAGUCUGAAACUCGUUUGGGGUGAAGCCAGCCUUAGCCUGUCCUCCACAGUGUCUUUUCUGGUUUGUCAUGGAGGCUCAGCGGCAGAGAGCUGUAGAAAACUACAAAAUGGAGUUUGGCAUCCAGGAGUAGUGGCGUACACCUUUAAUCCCAAUACUCAAGAGGCAGAGGCAGAUCUCUAUGAGCUCGAGGCCAGCCUUGUCUACAUAGUGAGUUCUGGGACAACCAGAGCUACGUAGGGAGACCCUAUCUCAAAAAACAAAAGCAAAACAACAACAAAGGAGUUUGUCAUCUUCCAAGGAGGAAACUACAUGAGAGAGCUCAGUCUCUCCCUUCUUCCUAGAGAAGGGGAGGGUAAGAGGCCUCAACUUCCUGGGAAGUCUCUGUCCCCCUACAGUAGGGCUGGCUGAGUUUAGAACAUGGCCUGAGGUAGUUCCCAGCCCUUCCUGCUAGCUGGGUGGGGUCUUGUAUUCAUUUCUUUGUUUCUCAUAUAAAAAGUAUUUGUAUUGACUGA